GACAUGCUCGGCAGCCCGAGGCGGGGCAGGCAGCCCGAGGGCACGCCCUGCGCUCGCCCCCCUCGCGCGGGCGGGGGCGACCGGGGCGCGGCGCCCCGCGCGGACGCCUCGGCCGCGGCCGGGCGGCGGGGCGACGGGGCGGGGCCCGCGGCGACCGAGGGGCUGGCCAGCGGGGCGGCGCAGCGCCCGGGCGAGGGGGGCGAGGGCGGCAGCCGCGAGGCGGCCGAGGGCCGGGCGCUCGGGGCCGCGGGCGCGCCGCCCCGGGCGGCCAGCCGCGGCGGCGCUGCGAGGGAGCGCGGCGCCCGCGAGGGCCCGGGCGCGCGGGCGGAGGCGGCCGUGGCCGCGAGGAUCGAGGCGGCCGUGGCGAGCCUGAGGAGCAUGCUGGAGCAGGAGCGGAGCCAGGCCGCGCAGGAGAGCCCCGCCGCUGCCGCCCAGCGGCGCGCGGGCCUCGGCGCGCGUGGCGGCCUGGGCAGCGGCAGCGAGGAGGAGCCGUGCGCGUGGGGCGAGUCGACGGCUCCGCGCGCCGCCGGGGCGCACUGCGGGGCGGCGCCGGUGGGCGAUGGGCUCGAGCGGUGGGCGGUGGGCGAGGAGCGUCAGGACGCCGUGCCCGAUGCGCAGCAGGUGCGGACCCCGGGCGGGCUCUCUUCGACGCCGCCGCCUGCGGGCCCCAGCCUGACCACGGUGCAGUUCCGCAACUUGCCGUACGUUCUCUCGCGGAACAUGUUCGUGCACAUCUCGAAGGAGGGAAGCCAGGGUCGGCGCCAUCUGGUGUACCUGCCCGUGGACUUCGCCACGGCGCAGUCGCUCGGCUACGGCUUCGUGAACGCCGUGAACCACGCGGCCGCCCUGCACUUGUUCUCCCUCUUCGAGGGCUUCCGGGCGUGGCCCUGCCAGAGCAGGCCGGCUGCGCGGCGCGACGAAGACGGGGCCCCGCCCACCGCCCUCGGCAAGCCCACGGGCAGUGCCACGCUCUGGCCUGACGGCUGCAGCGCCGAGCCAAUGUUCGUCAGCAUCCGAGGAGGCGCAGAACCCGGGGGUGCCGAGACGGCUACAGGCCCGCCGGCGGCCCGCGCCGGCCCCCGGAGCAGCCGCAGGGCCCGCGCGGACGCCCGCGGCGGGGCGCCGGCGCUGCGCGCGGCCCCGGGCGGCGUGGCCUCCCCCGCGGGCGCGCAGGCCCCGGAGCACGCGCCCGCGCCUG
Molecule: messenger RNA, 1198 nt
Organism: Prorocentrum cordatum
Lineage: Eukaryota; Dinophyceae; Prorocentrales; Prorocentraceae
Source: the annotation of a GenBank genome assembly